Toxotes jaculatrix (banded archerfish) is the source of this 2232-nucleotide messenger RNA. Its product is annotated as tyrosinase-like. The record is from RefSeq and is a predicted model, not a curated record. Gene Ontology annotation, biological process: pigmentation; melanin biosynthetic process. The coding region runs from base 437 to 1786 and encodes 449 amino acids. The transcript is spliced from 6 exons. Gene Ontology annotation, molecular function: tyrosinase activity. Lineage: Eukaryota; Metazoa; Chordata; Actinopteri; Toxotidae.
UAUAGCCCGUUAUUGGAACAUGUUUGACUUACUGACGCACGGCGACGGCUCCCCCUCCUUCUCCUCCACCUCCUCCUCCUCCUACUCCAAAACAGAGGAAAGCAUGGAGCAUCAACAGUGACUAAAUAGGCACAACUGUGGAAAGCACUGGGAGGCGAGCCACAGAGACGCAUGUUUAACAUGAGAAAAGACAGAAGUAAACAAACGCUUCCCCCGUCUGUGUGCCACCCGGGAAGCCUUGCGCACCAAGGAGUGCUGCCCACCUUGGGAAGGGGACGGCUCGGCCUGCGGAGCCAGCUCGGGCCGGGGUUUUUGUCAGGAUGUGGAAGUGACGGACCAGCCCGACGGGCCGCAGUACCCCUUCUCUGGGUUGGAUGACAGAGAGAAGUGGCCUCUGGUAUUUUAUAACCGGACUUGCCAGUGUGCAGGGAAUUUCAUGGGUUUCAACUGCGCAGACUGCAAGUUUGGCUACUUUGGGGUGAACUGCAACGACAGGAUAGAGUCUCUCAGGAGAAACAUCUUCCACCUGUCCAGAGCCGAGAGGAUCAGACUUGUAUCUUACCUGAACUUGGCCAAGCAGACUGUCAGCAGGGACUAUGUUGUGGCCACCGGGACCUACAGGGAGAUGGAGAACGGCUCUAUCCCGAUGUUCGCUGAUGUGUCUGUGUAUGAUGUGUUUGUGUGGAUGCAUUACUACGUGUCCCGGAACGCCUUGCUGGGGGGGCCGGGGAAUGUGUGGACUAAUGUGGACUUUGCCCACUGGGCGCCUGCGUUUCUCCCGUGGCACCGAGUCUACCUGCUGCACUGGGAGCAUGAGAUCAGGAAGCUGACCGGAGACAUGAGCUUCACCAUCCCGUACUGGGACUGGAGGGAUGCCCAGGGAUGUGACGUGUGCACGGACGAGCUGAUGGGGGACCGGAACCCUCAGGAUCCCAGUCUUCUCAGCCCAGGCUCGGUCUUCUCUUCUUGGAGGGUCCUGUGCUCCCGACCACAGGACUACAAUGACAGAGGUGUGUUAUGUGAUGCCAGGGGAGAAGGUCCGUUGCGUCGUAACCCUGGAAACCACAACCGUAACGUGGUUGACCGAUUACCGACUUCAGCGGAGGUGGAGUUCACGCUCAGUCUGACCAGCUAUGACACCGGAGCCAUGGACCGCAGCGCCAACAUGAGCUUCAGGAACACUCUGGAAGGAUUCGGGGAUCCUCGGACUGGGUUAGGAAACAGUUCUCGUAUGGGCAUGCAUGCUGCUCUCCACGUAUUCAUGAACGGAUCCAUGUCCUCAGUGCAGGGUUCAGCAAAUGACCCCAUAUUCCUUCUCCACCACGCUUUUGUUGACAGCAUUUAUGAGCAGUGGCUCAGGAGGCAUAGACCAUCUCCAUCCCAGUAUCCAGAUGCUAAUGCUCCUAUUGGGCACAACAGUGAAUACCACAUGGUGCCAUUCCUGCCCCUCCACAGAAACAGAGAAUACUUCAUUUCCAGCAAGGAUCUUGGAUACGAAUACUCCUACCUGCUAGAUGCCAAUCAGAGAUUAGCAGAAUCUAUGCGUCCUUACCUGGAGGAGUUGCAGGAUGUAUGGCCUUGGCUGCUGCUUGCUGGGCUCUUUGGAGGAAUUGUAGCAGUGGCUAUAGCUGCUGCAGCUGUCACUGCAAAACGACGAUACAGAGGGUCGCCUGGGCUGUAUGUGAGGAGGUGGAAAAACUUAUUUACUCUCUCUGAAAGACAGCCCCUUAUCUGGAGCAAUGACAUUGAGGAAACCAUCCACUAUAACUACCAAACAACUAUGUGAAGACACAGCCAGCCGUGCAGUGUGACACAAACAUCUAUGAAUUUUAAUAUCAAAGCUCUGUAAAUUAUACAUUUUAUUGUCAACUGUAAUGCAUCUAUAAUAUUUGUGAAUACCAAUUUAUUUAAACUGUAAUAAAAGAGUAAGAGUUUUAAAAUAGGUGAUGAUGGGGUGGUUAAUCGGUCCAAUUUCCUGAGUCGAUUCGAUUAGGAUUAUUGAGGUUUGGAUUCGAUUACGAAUCGAUUGAGUUUCCACUUGACAACAGUAACGUACUGCACCAUUUUAAAAAAAACAGUCAGCUGCCGAAUUACUCAACUUCUCUUUUAUUGAGAAACGGGCAGGCAGGGGUUGAAAUUCAGCCCGGGAGCUUGGUUUGGAGAGGCCUUUUAUCCGAUUGCACGAUGGACGUAAGUGGAACUAUGAUUUUAACAUGAAUACUAUAAAAACAA